Gorilla gorilla gorilla (western lowland gorilla) is the source of this 924-nucleotide messenger RNA. Its product is annotated as PDZ and LIM domain protein 1-like. Gene Ontology annotation, biological process: actin cytoskeleton organization; heart development; muscle structure development. Gene Ontology annotation, cellular component: filamentous actin; Z disc; adherens junction. Gene Ontology annotation, molecular function: actin binding; muscle alpha-actinin binding. The coding region runs from base 1 to 924 and encodes 307 amino acids. NCBI's taxonomy places the organism in Eukaryota, Metazoa, Chordata, Mammalia, Primates, Hominidae. The transcript has a single exon. The record is from RefSeq and is a predicted model, not a curated record.
AUGACCACCCAGCAGCUCGUUCUCCAGGGCCUGGGCCCGUGGGGCUUCCGUCUCGUGGGUGUCAAGGACUUCGAGCAGCCUCUCACCAUUUCCUGGGUCACUCCUGGAAGCAAGGUGGCUCUAGCUAAUUUAUGUAUCAGAGAUGUAAUCACAGCCAUUGAUGGGGAAAAUUCUAGCAAUAUGACGCACUUGGAAGCUCAGAACAGAAUCAAAGGCUGCAAAGACAACAUGACUCUCACUGUAGCCAGAUCCGAACAUAAAGUCUGGUCUCCUCUGGUGACGGAGGAAGAGAAGUGUCGUCCAUACAAGAUGAAUUUAGUCUCUGAACCCCAGGAGGUCCUGCACAUAGGAAGCGCCCACAACCGAAGUUCCAUGCCCUUUACCACCUCGCCUGCCUCCAGCACUAACGCCAGGGUCAUCACAAACCAGUACAACAACCCAGCUGGCCUCUACUCUUCUGAAAACAUAUCCAACUUCAACAACGCCCUGGAGUCAGACUGCUACCAGCGGGGUAGAGGCGAACAUGCUCAGCCUCCAAUCAGCCUUGUCAUCCACAAAGAAUCUGAAGUUUGCAAGAUGCUUCAGGAGAAACGGGAGUUGAAUGAGCCCCCAAAACAGUCUGUGUCUUUCCUGGUUUUGCAGAAAAUCCUGGAGUCUGAAGAAAAAGAGGAUCCCAACAAGCCCUCAGGAUUCAGAAGUGUUAAAGCUCCUGUCACUAAAGUGGCUGCAUUGAUUGGAAAUGCUCAGAAGUUGCCUAUGUGUGACAAAUGUGGCCCUGGAAUUGUCGGUGUGUUCGUGAAGCUGCGGGACUGUCACCGCCAUCCCGAGUGUUACUUGUGCACUGACUGUUGCACCAACCUGAAACAGAGGGGCCAUUUCUUUGUGGAGGAUCAAAUCUACUGUGAGAAGCAUGCCUGGGAGUGA